Messenger RNA from Puccinia graminis f. sp. tritici CRL 75-36-700-3, 2742 nucleotides. RefSeq lists its product as uncharacterized. The record is from RefSeq and is a predicted model, not a curated record. NCBI's taxonomy places the organism in Eukaryota, Fungi, Basidiomycota, Pucciniomycetes, Pucciniales, Pucciniaceae. Gene Ontology annotation, cellular component: nucleus. Gene Ontology annotation, molecular function: zinc ion binding; DNA-binding transcription factor activity, RNA polymerase II-specific; transcription cis-regulatory region binding. The coding region runs from base 1 to 2742 and encodes 913 amino acids. The transcript has 19 exons. Gene Ontology annotation, biological process: regulation of DNA-templated transcription.
AUGUCUCAAUUACCAUCCCGCCAACAACACCAUCCCGAUCACCCUCCUAAUAACAAUUACCAUCAUCAACAGCUUCAGCCAUACCCCAUCAAUCUUCCUGUCGCCCUACCCCACCCACUCCUGCAACCUGCACCGCUGCAGGCCUCCUCCUCCUCCUCCUCAUCAUCAUCAUACCAUCUCCAGCAACACACAACUCCCGAAUUGCCGCCUUCUACCAAACCUCCGAAGAAGUCUGGCUCUCGGAGCGCCGUGGCCUGCAAUCUAUGUCGGGCUCAAAAGAUGAAAUGCGAGGGCCCGUCCUGUCAACCGUGCAAAAGGUGUCAACGGCUCAAACAGCCCUGUGUGUUUGGGGAAAGUCAGGGGAGAGGUCGACAAAUCGUAUGGGCCAAACGGACCGAAGAGCUCGAGGCUCGAGUCUCCAAACUUGAAGAAGAGCUCUCAGAAACCAAAGCUCGAGUCUGCCGAGUAGAAGCUUGUGUUGCCAACCUUCAAACUACAUCCAAACAGCACCCAAGAAAGCGCAAGCCUUCAGCCGACACUCCAGUACAAGAUGAACCUCAGCCAAGCCAGUCAGCAAGGACAUCGAUGGUCGAAGGCCCUCCAACUAGUAAGGCCAUUCAAGCCGCCCAGUUUGGUCCUCGGAGGUCGGAUCUGAUUGAGCGGGGAAUGCUUAGCCCCGAGAUGGCGAGACGGUUGUUCGAGAUUCAUCAAACCCGCUGGGCACCCCAGAUCCCCUGGUUGAAUAUCCCCGACACGUUUGAGAACGUGAGAUGGCACUCGCCAUUAAUGUUAGCCGUUGCUUGCAGUGCGGGGGCAAAGGGAGAUGGAGAUGUUGACACCUACCAAAAGAUGAAAGCCCACGCCAUCGAGCUGAUUAUCGAUGUAGUAUUCUAUCGAGUGUUUGCUCACGACCGACCGCAAUCAUACCAAGAUCUGAUCGCGGUGAUCGGAUGCAUCAUCCAUUGCGGGCUGUAUAUCGACCCGGUCUUGGUCGUCGACCAUGCGGAAUAUCUUCGACUCAGGGAUGUCUUCGACCGGAUCCCCGAACCUCGCUGGCAGUCUGAGUUCGACCAGCGCCAGUUGUUAUCCGUUGCCCGGACAUUCAUCGGCGUCUACAUCCAUUCUGUUCUUUAUAGUACAUUAACAGGUAAACCAUGUGUGAUGCGGAUUAAAAAAUCAAUCUUGAUUUCCUACUGCAGCAUCAUUUGCAACUCGCCAUAUAGCGCUCCAGAAUGGGAUGGUAACUUGGUAUACUUCGUGAAAUACUAUGCGAUCAUGCAGGAGGCUCAAGAACACCUGGACAGUCAUUAUCGAUUAGGCUCAAUCAAGAUUUCUGAACGGCUUGCCGUUGUCGAAAAAUAUGCCGCCUUGGUCAACCACUGGAAACAAGAUCUUGAUCGUACCAAUCACAAUCUUCUCCCGGAUGCGGCCAGUGAAUUCAAACACCUAUACCAUCGAGCAUUCGCGUAUUUGACAUGCUUCGUAACUCAAGACUUAAGGACAGGCAAAUCCUUGCGUGCCAACAAGCAAGGACUCAGGUUUGCCAAGGAAGGGGUCGCACAUGCACUGGAAGUUCUGAAGCAAUUCAUUGAUUCCAGAAAAGCUGAACGCGGAGUGCCCUGCGUUCAUCUAGAAUACAGAAAGUCUACAAUUUCCAUUGCAACCGCCUGUAUCCUCGAAGGCUGCGUGUUGAUACCCGAGCAUAUCGAUUUUGAUCACUGUCGAGAAAUUAUCAAGACAUUCGCGCUCGAGGUGGAGGCCGAAGGAGGUGGAUGGGGGAUCGGAACGGAGGAUAAAUAUGUGACGACGUUGAAGGUGCUUUUGAAAGAUUUAGAUAGCCGAGCGAGUCCCCAGUCAGCAAUCACGCGUCAGAACGAGCUUGAAUUAGACUCAAUACCCGAACCAGGCCCCCCGUCCGUGGGGACCAAUGAAGUCCCAUCUUCUUUACCUUCGCCGCUUGAAAUGACUAGCUCGACUGGAUUCCCAGACCCUUCUUCAGCUCUUGAAAAUCUUGAAUUGAUUAAUGAUACCGCAUCCCAUGGUAGUAUGCCCCAAGACACCAGCCAGAGUGGACAACUGUAUGGAGACGGGCUCUCAGAAAACACUCAAUUAUGGGCAAACAUGAUCAACAUGCCCAUUCGAUCAGAAACACCGCCGACCUCGUUUAUCAGCUAUGCCCCAUCACUGCCGUCUCUCACACACGAUCGAAUGGAAGGACUGAAGAUGGCUUGGUUUGAAGAUCAAAAGUCUUACAACAGUUUGGACUACGAGCCCAGCGUGCAGGUGAUCGAGCAGGGCUCCAAGGUGGGCUUCCCUGGUGAGGAGCGUCCCCAUGUAAGGGUGGAUGGGACGAGCGGAUGUUGGAAGCCAGAGUCAUCCCAGCUUUCUUACCCAAACUCCAGCUCGAUGAGCUACCCGGAAGAGCCCAGGAUGGAUCCCGAGACUGAUGGGGAUCGUCGACAGACGUUCGAUCAGUCCCCCUCCAUUCCCGUCCCCUCUCAUCUCCCUCACCAUUACCAUCAGCUUCCUCAGGACGGGACGGAAUCAGCUUCGAGCUUCACCCAUUCUAACUUGUCCACUUUCACCCUCAAUCAAUCCCACGCUCAGGCCUCCCAUUCAUUCCUCAUCCAUCAUCCUCAUGCCCCUCAUCAAGUCCCUGAAGAAACUUUCGACUUGAUUCAGUCCUUGAGGACCGUCUAUCCCGACCGGAUGGUCCAAACCACAUUCCAAAAACAAUCUUGA